AUGAUGCCUGUGUACAAUGACUCAUCGCAACCAUGCCAUAUGAGACCACAAGGAUACUAUCAUCAAGCGUUUGGGAACAAUCAACCUCAACACAUGACAAUGGAAGCUCCAUCACCGUGUCACGGAAGCUGUGUCCAUGGCAACUUUCCUGCAUAUAAUGCUUACUGGCCUCCUUGUUAUCCUCCACAAGUACCUUACCAUCCAUAUUGCGUGAACCAUCCUGGGAUUCAUCCGCACGCGUCGUACGCUCCUCCUUGUUACAUUCAUCCACCAUUUCCAGCUGGUUAUCAACCUUGGUAUGGUUCUGAGAAAGACGUGCCUGUGGAGCAUCGCUGUGGAAAAUGUUCUCCACAGAUGUGUUACCCGAAGAAUGAAACAGGGGUUGUGAUUGAAGAGCAUGAGCCUGAGAAUGAGAAAGGAAGCCGAGGAGAAGCUGUAUUUCAUGUUCGUUCGACCAAUGGCCCUUACCCAACUAUAUGGAUUCCUCAUGACAAUGCUAGAAAUCAAGAGCAUGGAAGCAGCUCUGUUGGGUCAGGGAACCAUGAAAAGCCUCCGGCCGAGUGUAAAGCCCCUGAGAACAUGACGGUACAGAAAUUUUUUCCCAAUCCUUGGAAUGGUUGUUUUCCAUUCGACGAGAGCACCAUGAAGUCCUUGGUACAGAAUCAAGACAGGAAAAAGGCGCAGAAUGGGAAGACCAUCGAACUGCCGUUUGAUUUGAGCAAGUUGAAAUCCUUGUUGCAGGGUCAAGACACGAAGGAAGAGCAGAUCCAGAAGAACAAGGGAGAGCAAGGACAGCUACCGUAUCCUAUUUUUCGGAUACCAUCUCAUGGGAAACAGGAAAAUGUUGAAGCUUCUGAGAGUAAGGAGAGUAGUAAUGAAGGGCGUAACUUGAAGUCUUUCCCCUCUGAUCUCUACGGAAAUGAAGGUCGAAAACCCCAAGCCGUCCCCUCUGUUCUCCACGGAAAUGCAGGUCCAAAAACCCAGAACGAAGGCAAAGAAGGGAACUUUGAGUGCAGUCUACUCCCGGAUGCGGAGAAGAAAAUUUCAUUGAGAAGUAUCCCCGUGGAAAACCAACUACAAGAACCAAGGACCAUUCCAGUGAAAUUAUCAGAGAGCCAUCUACCAAAGCCAACAGAACCAACCAAAACGAUUGUGAAGAAGACAGAGCCAAUUGGGAACACAAAAAGAGAGCAGCCUCCGUCUCCACCAAAAGCAUCUAGGUUACCUCCGGUUUGUCUGCGUGUUGACCCGCUGCCAAAGAGGAAACAUAGUGGUGCCAAAUCUCUAAACUCUCCUAGACGAAAGGAACAACCCUUGAAGGCAGAAGAGACUAAGGUCAUAUCGCCACUGAGCUCAAAGAAGGCUGAAACAAAGUCUGCUCAUGAGGCUUGUGAUGUAAAAUGUGAAGAGCCAAACAAAGAAAAGAUGUCUGAGGAGCCCGUAAAUUCAACAGGAACAGAAAAAGAAUCAGUUGAAAGCAAUUCUAAUUUGCAAGGAGGAGCAAACUGGGAGAUUGUUAAAUCUUGUGAAACUAAGGAGAAUAGAGAAAAGCCUGCAAAGAAGACCUUUACAGAAGAGGAAGCUGCUAGAUUUAUCCAAUCUAGAUACCGCGGAUAUGAUGUGAGAAGAUGGGAGCCAAUUAAGAAACUGAAGGAGAUAGCUACUGUCCGCGAGCAGAUGGGGGAUAUCAAAAAGCGUAUCCAGGCGCUAGAUGUUUCUACUGAUCAGCGCAUUGAAGAGAAGGAGACUGUAAUUCUUGGAGAAAUGGUGAUGAACCUUCUACUGAAACUGGAUUCUGUUCAGGGCUUGCAUCCUGGUAUAAGAGAUCACAGAAAAUCUUUGGUCCGAGAGCUCUCAGACAUUCAAGAGAAGCUUGACUCCAUGAAAAGUAGCAGUGCCAUUGCAGAGAAAGAGAAAGCAGAGGAACAAGUCGAAAUUACCUCUGAGACCAGUGACUUUCCAGUGAACUUGGAGCACACUCAGCUUGCAGAAGAGAACAAAAUGGUACCUGAGACAAAUACAGAGGAGGUUCGUCUUCCGUCUCCUGAGGAACAUCCUCCGAGUGUCUUGAAUAGGACCGAGGCACAACCGGUUGCUGAAGCAGAAGAGGGAUCUGGAUUGUUUAAAACCUUGGUGACCGAUCCUGAGCCAGCUACUGAAUCAAGCACAUGUGAGGCAGCUGCUACCUCGACAACUGUUCCAGAGAAAAUUGGAGAGGUUGAAUUUGUGCAACCAGUCAAUCCACUCUCAGCUGAUGGAGAGGAAGUGACAGUGACAAACAUUGAGGAAGACAAUGCCGUGGUGAAGAGUUUGGAGGAGCCACAGAAUGAAUUGCCGCAAGUGGUAGAAAGCUCUACAUCAGGCCCAGAAAAUGUGACCGUAGUCUCUGAAACUGAGGGGAGUGUAUUGGAGAAUGUAGAGAGAAAGGCAGAGGAUGAUACUAUAUUGCCUUCAGAGGAAUAUGUCGAGUUCUCCGAGGUACUACCUGUUGGAGUGACUGAUGAUGAAAUGCAGGUUCUUUCACAAGAUUCAUCAUCAUGUACUCGUGAAGCGGAAAUGACUGCAAUGGACCUUGAAACAGCGAUCCGGGAGGAAACAAACAUUGACCUCUCGUCUGAUCACUCCAAAGAACUACUACUAGCCCAAGAGACGAUUUCUGAGCCACAAGAAGAGACAAAACAGCCUCCAGAGACAGAAGUCACUGAACGUGAAAUACCAGAAGAGACCAAAAAGCUGAUGGAGGAGAACCAGCGAUUCAAGGAAACGAUGGACACAUUAGUAAAAGCAGGCAAAGAACAACUCGAAGCCAUAUCGAAGCUAACUGGUCGGGUCAAAAGCCUAGAGAAGAAACUGUCACAGAAGAAGAGGAGGACACAGAUUGGGCAUCGUAAACCUAACCGUGUAAAAGACGCAACCAUACCAAUGUCCGCAAGUUCGACUGAUGUCGUAUUGUAA
This is a messenger RNA of Arabis nemorensis, 2955 nucleotides long. NCBI's taxonomy places the organism in Eukaryota, Viridiplantae, Streptophyta, Magnoliopsida, Brassicales, Brassicaceae. The record is from the annotation of a GenBank genome assembly.